UACAAAAGGAUGUCUUAUAAGCUGAAUCUACACUGACGAUUUAAGCAUAAAAAAUGGCAAUUGGAAAGAAACAAACCAAAGCCAAUCAUAAAUAAAAGACAUCUCAAAGAACUCGGGAAACUGUUGCGUUGGACUUUAUCAGCCCUCUGCAAAAGGCAAAGGAAGUAAUUAGCAUUCUCAGCUGUGACGCGCUUCCAAAAUUCUUUGGUUAAAUCUAACAAAGUUCAUUCAACCAUGCCAUCACCAACUCUCUUCUUGACUUUGUUCUCAAUCCCUGUUAUACAAAACUAAAAAAUCGUUUAAUGGCAAUCCACAACAUAAAGUUGAAAUGUUCAGAUAAUAUAAAUAUAUUUUUCCAAGGUUGAUGCCAGUCAGUGAUUAAACAAAGAUAUGUUACCAGCCAUCAGCGAAGGCAAACACUAUAUAAAGGCAUCCAAUCCAUGGUUUGGGAAGGAAGAAAGGAAAAAAGCAUAACUGUUUUAAAAGAAGAUCGCUAAGUUUUUACAAUCAAACAAGAGAAGAUGGGAACGAGGCAGUGGCCUCGUCUGAUCCUUGCAUUUGCAUUUUGCCUUAUGGCUAUCAGUGUUGAAGCUGAUGAUGAUAAGCCUUACUAUGCCCAGCCAUCCAACUACUAUCCACACCCAACACCACCGUAUCAAUACCAAAAACGUCCUUAUUACUACCAAUCUCCACCUCCACCUUCACCAUCACCACCACCUCCUCCCUAUGUAGAUAAAUUCCCUCCAUAUUAUUACAAAUCUCCACCUCCACCCUAUGUUUAUAAGUCACCACCCCCUCCCUCUCCUUCAACACCUCCGCCAUAUGUUUACAAGUCCCCUCCUCCACCAUCUCCCUCACCACCACCUCCCUAUGUCUACAAAUCUCCACCACCACCAUCUCCCUCACCACCACCUCCCUAUGUUUACAAGUCCCCACCACCACCAUCUCCCUCACCACCACCUCCCUAUGUUUAUAAGUCCCCACCACCUCCAUCUCCCUCACCACCACCUCCCUAUGUUUAUAAGUCCCCACCACCACCAUCUCCCUCACCACCACCUCCCUAUGUUUACAAGUCCCCACCACCUCCAUCUCCCUCACCACCACCUCCUUAUGUUUAUAAGUCCCCACCACCACCAUCUCCCUCACCACCACCUCCCUAUGUUUAUAAGUCCCCACCACCACCAUCUCCUUCACCACCACCUCCCUAUGUUUACAAGUCCCCACCACCACCAUCUCCUUCACCACCACCUCCCUAUGUUUAUAAGUCCCCACCACCACCAUCUCCCUCACCACCACCUCCCUAUGUCUACAAGUCUCCACCUCCUCCAUCUCCCUCACCACCACCUCCUUAUGUUUAUAAGUCCCCACCACCACCAUCUCCUUCACCACCACCUCCCUAUGUUUAUAAGUCCCCACCACCACCAUCUCCCUCACCACCACCUCCCUAUGUCUACAAGUCUCCACCUCCUCCAUCUCCCUCACCACCACCUCCUUAUGUUUAUAAGUCCCCACCACCACCAUCUCCUUCACCACCACCUCCCUAUGUUUAUAAGUCCCCACCACCACCAUCUCCUUCACCACCACCUCCCUAUGUUUACAAGUCCCCACCACCACCAUCUCCUUCACCACCACCUCCCUAUGUUUAUAAGUCCCCACCACCACCAUCUCCCUCACCACCACCUCCCUAUGUCUACAAGUCUCCACCUCCUCCAUCUCCCUCACCACCACCUCCUUAUGUUUAUAAGUCCCCACCACCACCAUCUCCUUCACCACCACCUCCCUAUGUUUAUAAGUCCCCACCACCACCAUCUCCUUCACCACCACCUCCCUAUGUUUACAAGUCCCCACCACCACCAUCUCCUUCACCACCACCUCCCUAUGUUUAUAAGUCCCCACCACCACCAUCUCCCUCACCACCACCUCCCUAUGUCUACAAGUCUCCACCUCCUCCAUCUCCCUCACCACCACCUCCUUAUGUUUAUAAGUCCCCACCACCACCAUCUCCCUCACCACCACCUCCUUAUGUUUAUAAGUCCCCACCACCACCAUCUCCUUCACCACCACCUCCCUAUGUUUACAAGUCCCCACCACCACCAUCUCCUUCACCACCACCUCCCUAUGUUUAUAAGUCCCCACCACCACCAUCUCCCUCACCACCACCUCCCUAUGUCUACAAGUCUCCACCUCCUCCAUCUCCCUCACCACCACCUCCUUAUGUUUAUAAGUCCCCACCACCACCAUCUCCUUCACCACCACCUCCCUAUGUUUAUAAGUCCCCACCACCACCAUCUCCCUCACCACCACCUCCCUAUGUCUACAAGUCUCCACCUCCUCCAUCUCCCUCACCACCACCUCCUUAUGUUUAUAAGUCCCCACCACCACCAUCUCCUUCACCACCACCUCCCUAUGUUUAUAAGUCCCCACCACCACCAUCUCCUUCACCACCACCUCCCUAUGUUUACAAGUCCCCACCACCACCAUCUCCUUCACCACCACCUCCCUAUGUUUAUAAGUCCCCACCACCACCAUCUCCUUCACCACCACCUCCCUAUGUUUACAAGUCCCCACCACCACCAUCUCCUUCACCACCACCUCCCUAUGUUUAUAAGUCCCCACCACCACCAUCUCCCUCACCACCACCUCCCUAUGUCUACAAGUCUCCACCUCCUCCAUCUCCCUCACCACCACCUCCUUAUGUUUAUAAGUCCCCACCACCACCAUCUCCUUCACCACCACCUCCCUAUGUUUAUAAGUCCCCACCACCACCAUCUCCUUCACCACCACCUCCCUAUGUUUACAAGUCCCCACCACCACCAUCUCCUUCACCACCACCUCCCUAUGUUUAUAAGUCCCCACCACCACCAUCUCCCUCACCACCACCUCCCUAUGUCUACAAGUCUCCACCUCCUCCAUCUCCCUCACCACCACCUCCUUAUGUUUAUAAGUCCCCACCACCACCAUCUCCUUCACCACCACCUCCCUAUGUUUAUAAGUCCCCACCACCACCAUCUCCCUCACCACCACCUCCCUAUGUCUACAAGUCUCCACCUCCUCCAUCUCCCUCACCACCACCUCCUUAUGUUUAUAAGUCCCCACCACCACCAUCUCCUUCACCACCACCUCCCUAUGUUUAUAAGUCCCCACCACCACCAUCUCCCUCACCACCACCUCCCUAUGUCUACAAGUCUCCACCUCCUCCAUCUCCCUCACCACCACCUCCUUAUGUUUAUAAGUCCCCACCACCACCAUCUCCUUCACCACCACCUCCCUAUGUUUAUAAGUCCCCACCACCACCAUCUCCCUCACCACCACCUCCCUAUGUCUACAAGUCUCCACCUCCUCCAUCUCCCUCACCACCACCUCCUUAUGUUUAUAAGUCCCCACCACCACCAUCUCCUUCACCACCACCUCCCUAUGUUUAUAAGUCCCCACCACCACCAUCUCCCUCACCACCACCUCCCUAUGUCUACAAGUCUCCACCUCCUCCAUCUCCCUCACCACCACCUCCUUAUGUUUAUAAGUCCCCACCACCACCAUCUCCUUCACCACCACCUCCCUAUGUUUAUAAGUCCCCACCACCACCAUCUCCCUCACCACCACCUCCCUAUGUCUACAAGUCUCCACCUCCUCCAUCUCCCUCACCACCACCUCCUUAUGUUUAUAAGUCCCCACCACCACCAUCUCCUUCACCACCACCUCCCUAUGUUUAUAAGUCCCCACCACCACCAUCUCCCUCACCACCACCUCCCUAUGUCUACAAGUCUCCACCUCCUCCAUCUCCCUCACCACCACCUCCUUAUGUUUAUAAGUCCCCACCACCACCAUCUCCUUCACCACCACCUCCCUAUGUUUAUAAGUCCCCACCACCACCAUCUCCCUCACCACCACCUCCCUAUGUCUACAAGUCUCCACCUCCUCCAUCUCCCUCACCACCACCUCCUUAUGUUUAUAAGUCCCCACCACCACCAUCUCCUUCACCACCACCUCCCUAUGUUUAUAAGUCCCCACCACCACCAUCUCCCUCACCACCACCUCCCUAUGUCUACAAGUCUCCACCUCCUCCAUCUCCCUCACCACCACCUCCUUAUGUUUAUAAGUCCCCACCACCACCAUCUCCUUCACCACCACCUCCCUAUGUUUAUAAGUCCCCACCACCACCAUCUCCCUCACCACCACCUCCCUAUGUCUACAAGUCUCCACCUCCUCCAUCUCCCUCACCACCACCUCCUUAUGUUUAUAAGUCCCCACCACCACCAUCUCCUUCACCACCACCUCCCUAUGUUUAUAAGUCCCCACCACCACCAUCUCCCUCACCACCACCUCCCUAUGUCUACAAGUCUCCACCUCCUCCAUCUCCCUCACCACCACCUCCUUAUGUUUAUAAGUCCCCACCACCACCAUCUCCUUCACCACCACCUCCCUAUGUUUAUAAGUCCCCACCACCACCAUCUCCCUCACCACCACCUCCCUAUGUCUACAAGUCUCCACCUCCUCCAUCUCCCUCACCACCACCUCCUUAUGUUUAUAAGUCCCCACCACCACCAUCUCCUUCACCACCACCUCCCUAUGUUUAUAAGUCCCCACCACCACCAUCUCCCUCACCACCACCUCCCUAUGUCUACAAGUCUCCACCUCCUCCAUCUCCCUCACCACCACCUCCUUAUGUUUAUAAGUCCCCACCACCACCAUCUCCUUCACCACCACCUCCCUAUGUUUAUAAGUCCCCACCACCACCAUCUCCCUCACCACCACCUCCCUAUGUCUACAAGUCUCCACCUCCUCCAUCUCCCUCACCACCACCUCCUUAUGUUUAUAAGUCCCCACCACCACCAUCUCCUUCACCACCACCUCCCUAUGUUUAUAAGUCCCCACCACCACCAUCUCCCUCACCACCACCUCCCUAUGUCUACAAGUCUCCACCUCCUCCAUCUCCCUCACCACCACCUCCUUAUGUUUAUAAGUCCCCACCACCACCAUCUCCUUCACCACCACCUCCCUAUGUUUAUAAGUCCCCACCACCACCAUCUCCCUCACCACCACCUCCCUAUGUCUACAAGUCUCCACCUCCUCCAUCUCCCUCACCACCACCUCCUUAUGUUUAUAAGUCCCCACCACCACCAUCUCCUUCACCACCACCUCCCUAUGUUUAUAAGUCCCCACCACCACCAUCUCCCUCACCACCACCUCCCUAUGUCUACAAGUCUCCACCUCCUCCAUCUCCCUCACCACCACCUCCUUAUGUUUAUAAGUCCCCACCACCACCAUCUCCUUCACCACCACCUCCCUAUGUUUACAAGUCCCCACCACCACCAUCUCCCUCACCACAACCUCCCUAUGUUUAUAAGUCCCCACCUCCACCAUCACCUUCACCUCCCCCACCUUAUGUCUACAAAUCCCCUCCACCACCAUCUCCCCCUCCUCCACCUCCAUAUGUUUAUAAGUCACCUCCCCCACCAUCACCUUCACCACCUCCCCCAUAUUACUACAAGUCUCCACCCCCACCUUCUCCCUCUCCUCCUCCGCCAUAUGUUUACAAGUCUCCUCCUCCACCUUCUCCCGCGCCUCCUCCACCAUACUAUUACAAGUCACCACCACCUCCUUCUCCUUCACCACCACCAUAUUACUACAAGUCUCCACGCCCGCCUCCUAUGUAUUAAGCUUGCAGCUAAAUCAAUAUCAAUUUUUUCAUUACGUUCAACAUUGUUGCCAUUAAUUUGUAAUGCUAUGAAUUUCUUCAUAAUAAGGCCUGCACCAAAGUAAUCCUUCUUUUGGAUAUACUGUAGCCAUGUUUGUUUAUUGUUGUCAGUUCAGAAGUGUGCCUUAAUCUCUUUCUCCAAUAUACAUUUACUAUCAUACUUUAUUCUUGGCUUUCACUCGCCUCUUUGCAUUUUGAAGUUAUGAUGAUGGCAUUCGUGAAACAUUGAUAAAUGGAAAUUUUCUCAUUCACAUCUU
Molecule: messenger RNA, 5952 nt
Organism: Vigna umbellata (rice bean)
Lineage: Eukaryota; Viridiplantae; Streptophyta; Magnoliopsida; Fabales; Fabaceae
Source: RefSeq, a predicted model, not a curated record